Nymphaea colorata (pocket water lily) is the source of this 1679-nucleotide messenger RNA. RefSeq lists its product as uncharacterized. The coding region runs from base 174 to 1451 and encodes 425 amino acids. The record is from RefSeq and is a predicted model, not a curated record. Lineage: Eukaryota; Viridiplantae; Streptophyta; Magnoliopsida; Nymphaeales; Nymphaeaceae. The transcript has 8 exons.
AAUGCAUUCUCAUUGUUGGUUAUGGAGUGAAACUGUAGUAAUUCUCUCUGCUUUGGUUUGGAUUCAUAUAUUUGAUUUUGUGGCUAUUUCGUUCAUUCUUGGUCACUGGGGAACCGGUAUUGAAUAAUUUGCAUGUUCUGGAUUAGCAAAGCGGGCCUCCUUUUUUCUAACUGAUGCAAAAUUCCUUCUCUUCAUCAAUCCGGAACUUGUUGCUGUCCAUGGCUUACAUCCCACCGCAUAAACGUAAGGUGAAGGAAGGGGAGCAGGAAUUGCACCCCGAAGUUCUUGCCCCUAAAUUUGAUGAGCAAUUGAGGCUGGGGUCAAGACAUGCUGGUUCAAAAGGUUGGAAGACAAAUGUGCUGCCUUUCACGAUACAAUAUGCUGAAAAUUCAAUCGUUAGAUGUUUCCCAGUUGGAUCAAUGGAAAAUGGUGAACUGCCUGAUUCAAUUUGCUUGGAACCAUUCCUGCGUCCAGAUUCUUUAGACUAUGGGCACCAGACGGGCAGGAAGUACUUUGUUUUACAUCAUGUGAAUGAACCAAAAGAUUCAGAAACUAGCACAUGCCGUGACAAUAAAGAAGAGUGGUUGAACAUAGCAGUGAAGAUACAAUCUGAUGUUGUUACUGCCUUCCAGAAUGUGAGGAAUCUAAUUCAAGAUGAUGAACAUAUAAAACUAAAGCCUUCUUUUGUUGCUCGUAUCGGAAAGAUCCUUUUCCAUAGUAAAGAAUCCAUUAGCCUUGAGAAGUUAAAAAGAGGCUUCCUCACUGAAAUCAAUCCUAAGAGUGGAGUUCGCAAAAUGUUCAACACUGAUGUUACUGAGGAAUAUAUGAGCUUUGUUGAGAAUAAGGUGGUCCAAGAUAUUGGAUUGACGCUAAGGGCGCAGAAAGAUGAGUACCAUUUGAAGAUUGAAGACAAACAGCUACCAGAUUGUGUGCUCACCUGCAGGUGUGUAAAAAAUGCCGAUGGAAAACUUGAGCUGAAAAAGAUAGAAGCAAGCCCCCUCCGACAUUUAGUGGUUGAUUUGUCAUGUGUUUUUCAAGAUUUUGAUCUGAGGAUUAUGUUGAUCACAAAACGGAUCGUGGAAUCUUUUACUGCUGAAGAGAAACAUACCAUAAAGGAAGUUAUAGAGUCAGCUAUCCUUGACCCUGAUGUAAAAGGUGGAUUGAGAUGGUCACUUGGGAAAGAUUCUGCUGGAGGAAGGUUCUACGUACAAGAAUCUUUUCAUAUUCUUUCCAGAUCUUUUGCUGGGCCAACAGUAAGGCUGAAGCUGAAAAGUGCAGAUAGAUUUAAUCUAAGAAGUUCACAUGGGAAGAUUUCUGAAGAAGUUUCUGUGAAGUUAAUUGGAGUAAGCGAGCAUUUGAAGGAAGCUGGUGAUGGAGAUGAAGCUAUGCAGGAGUGUUUACAGGACACACUGAAGUUGAUAUGGGACAAUUUUAUAAACUGCAAGAGCUGAAACCAUUCUAUUUUCUCUUAAGAGUCAUUAUGAAGAGUUUGAAAAUGAUGCAACAUUUUGCCCUUGUUGUUGGUGGACCUUUUUGGAAUGAUGUGUUCAAACUUCAAAGUAGAUGUAUGAUUUUACUGCUCUAAGUUUCUUGCUGAAUAUCUGGUUAAUAGUGUCUAGUGAUGCAUUUCUCCAACAAUGUAUAUGCAAUAAAAUAAUUGUCAGAAUUCUCCUGCGUCA